ACAUGACAUCAUCUAGAACAAACCAAUGGAAAUCGUUCUCGCGCAUAAGCCCCGCCCUAAACACGAUCGACCAUGGCUGGACUGGUCCGAAACCUACAGCAGAUCAGAUCAGGGAUCAGAUGCGGAAGGGGGUCAAAGUUCAGUGUUAGGGAGAUGAAGAUGGCCCUGUUGAGCUCUCUCUUGACCCCGGGUCUCCGGGGGGCCCUUUACUCCACCGGGACCAGGAGCUCAUCCUCAGGAACCCUCCAUAUCAAAGAGCCACUCAACUACUGGUGUGGUGGCCGAGUCAAUCUCAAAGAUGUGAAAGCCAAAUCCGAACCAGUAUAUGAGCCUGCGACAGGUCGUGUCCUUUGCCAGCUGCAAGCUUGUGGAGCCACAGAGGUUGAUGCAGCUGUCAGGAGCGCCAGUGCUGCUUUCACAGUGUGGAGUAAACUGGCAGGCAUGGAAAGAGCCAGAGUCAUGCUAGAGGCGGCCAGACUCAUUGAGAAGAGAAGAGAGGAGAUAGCUGAGAUGGAGGUAGUCAACAAUGGCAAGUCCAUCACCGAAGCCCGUUUAGAUGUGGACUCGGCCAGACUGUGCAUUGAGUAUUUUGCAGGACAAGCCACCGUCCUUUCAGGUCAGCACGUUCAGCUAGCAGGAGGUUCAUUUGCCUACACGCGUCGGGAGCCGCUGGGUGUGUGUGUGGGAAUAGGAGCCUGGAACUAUCCCAUCCAAAUCGCAGCCUGGAAAUCUGCCCCUGCCAUCGCUUGUGGCAACUCCAUGGUGUUCAAGCCGUCUCCGGUGACCCCCGCGACUGCAGUGCUGCUGGCUGAGAUUUAUUCACAGGCCGGAGCUCCCGAGGGCCUGUUCAAUGUGGUGCAGGGCGGAGAAGAGACGGGUUCUCUCCUGUGCCAUCACCCGGCUGUGGCUAAGAUCUCCUUCACGGGAAGUGUGCCCACGGGAAAGAAAAUAAUGGAAAUGGCGUCCCGAGGGGUCAAACCAGUGACACUGGAGCUUGGAGGUAAAUCUCCAGUGAUCAUCUUUGAGGACACUGAUCUAGAAAACGCCGUUAGAGGAGCACUCAUGGCCAACUUCCUGUCUCAAGGCCAGGUGUGCAGUAAUGGAACCAGAGUUUUUGUGCAAAGCUCAAUUGUUCCUCAGUUCUUGAAAGAGGUGGUCAGGAGAACUAAAGCCAUCCUGAUAGGAGACCCUCUGUUGGAGGAAACUCGUAUGGGAGCCCUGGUCAGCAAACCACACCUGGAGAAGGUGCUGGGAUAUGUGAACCAAGCCAAGAAAGAGGGAGCCAGAGUGCUCUGUGGAGGGGAGCCCUUCAUCCCAACGGAUCCUAAACUAAAAGAUGGAUACUACAUGACACCAUGUGUGCUCGAUGGCUGCACGGAUGACAUGACGUGUGUCAAAGAGGAAAUCUUUGGGCCUGUGAUGUCAGUACUGUCCUUCGACACUGAGGACGAGGUUCUUCGGAGAGCCAAUGACAGCUCUCUGGGUCUGGCUGCAGGGGUCUUUACUAAAGAUAUUAAGAGAGCACAUCGAGUUAUAGAAAACCUUCAGGCUGGAACUUGUUUCAUCAAUAACUACAAUAUCACACCUGUGGAGGUGCCAUUUGGAGGAUACAAGGCCUCAGGUAUUGGAAGAGAAAAUGGCCAGGUCACCAUUGAAUUGUAUUCUCAGUUGAAGACUGUGGUGGUGGAGAUGGGUGAUGUGGAUAGUCUCUUUUAAACACGUAUUCUGGUCCCAGAUUAAUGAUUGGAUCCUACUGGAAGAUCUCAAUGUGGCAUUACCCACGUAGCCUAAAGACUGACAAGCACAGUUACUGAAAUGCAUUAAUGUUCACCACUAAUGGACCAUGUUUAGCCUGCCAACAUAAUUUCUAAGUAACGGCAGCUAUCUGUGUAUAUUUCACAAUCAAGUGCCUUUACUGUAGGAUGGCACAAUUCUUCAUGAUCGUAAAAGAGUGUUAACUGCAUUUAUUUGAAAGAAACUGUCAUUUAAUUCGAUUGUUAAAUAGCUAUAAUGUAUUAGUUUUGUUUAUGUACGUGUGUAUCAGAUCUUACUCAUGCUGUGAAUGUAGGCUUUAACCUAUUCAUUCGCUCGAGGAAACACUACGCAAAUAUGGUAAUAUUUUUUAAAUUAAUGACAAAAGCCGGUAAAUAAUUGUAAUAAAGGAGCUUGUGUAUAAAGAUGGUAGUCUGAAGUAUUGUUUAUUUUAUGUGCAUACUCUUGUACAUUCAGCUGAUGUGUCAUUCAUUCAACAUUGUUUUCUACAUUCAGCGAAUUAAUAUCUCUGUCCUUCUUCAUCAACACCAAACAGGAAGUCACCUCAUUAUAAAUUAUAAAUAAAUAAUAAAUUAUCUUAGAAUUUGAGAAUGAAUUCUCUAGAGCUAAAAACUUUUUAAACUUCUUCCUGGUACAAAGCCAUUUUUACUAUAUUUGAAUAAAAAAUGUUGGCAAAAACA
Molecule: messenger RNA, 2453 nt
Organism: Rhinichthys klamathensis goyatoka
Lineage: Eukaryota; Metazoa; Chordata; Actinopteri; Cypriniformes; Leuciscidae
Gene: aldh9a1b
Product: aldehyde dehydrogenase 9 family, member A1b
Exons: 12
Coding region: 73-1716 (547 amino acids)
Molecular function (GO): aminobutyraldehyde dehydrogenase (NAD+) activity; 4-trimethylammoniobutyraldehyde dehydrogenase (NAD+) activity
Source: RefSeq, a predicted model, not a curated record